This is a messenger RNA of Coturnix japonica (Japanese quail), 4869 nucleotides long. RefSeq names its product ATP binding cassette subfamily G member 4 (gene ABCG4). Gene Ontology annotation, cellular component: plasma membrane. Gene Ontology annotation, biological process: cholesterol efflux; cholesterol homeostasis; transmembrane transport. Gene Ontology annotation, molecular function: ATP hydrolysis activity; ABC-type sterol transporter activity; ATP binding. NCBI's taxonomy places the organism in Eukaryota, Metazoa, Chordata, Aves, Galliformes, Phasianidae. The record is from RefSeq and is a predicted model, not a curated record.
AGGUGCUGCUGUGGGACCACGGGGACAGAAGAACGGGGGCUACCGACCCCUAAGUGUGCAACCGAGAGAUGCUCGGGGCCUUGUGCCUGCCACGCAAAGAGUGGGGAGAGGAAAUAGAGCCGGUUCCUUUAAGAGGGUUUUUCGCCGCCUGGCAGCGCCGCCCGGGCAGCCAAUUCCCACCGACCCGACGCACAACGACAGCGGAGACAGCGCCGGCGUUGGGGGGCACAGAUGGACCCGGGGCACCAAUACGGGAGCGGAUAACGGCACGGAUCCGGUCUUCCCACCCCUCGCCUCCCACCCCACCGCCCGCCCCGGCCCUGCCCAGCCCAGCCCUACGGAGGGAUGGGGAGCGCAUCCCGCUUAGGGGGCAGCGCUCAGCCCGGGGAGCGGCUCUGAGCUCCGGCCGCCGCCCGUUCUCCUGCCCCGCGGUCCGUCGGGGCGCACCGGGGGCUGCGGGCGCUCGGCCCCGCCGCGGGCAUCGCCCCUUUGUCCGCAGGGGGGUGGGGGGGGAGCGGCUGCGGCACUGAGCGGAGCGGCGGAGGCUGUAGGGAGCGGAGCCCGAGAUCGUACAGAGCUGAGGCUGGCUUUAUUCCAGCCCUGAAAGGGAUCUGUCUGCAUCGGGGAGAGGGCUGGGAAGAUCUCGGAGCAGCUCCUCGCGAGGCCAUCCUCCCCUUCCAGGGGAUUGUGUGUGUGCAUUGCAGCUGCGGCGAGGAGCUGCCUGCAGCCUGCGGCUCAGCUAAAUAGCAGCACAAUGGCAGAGAAAGGCAUGGAUCCUGCGUGCGUCUCCAUCGCCCUGGAGGACACGGUUUGCCACGCCGGCCCCCCGGAUGCUCCUCUCCUCACCACCCACUUGAAGAAGGUGGAAAACCACAUCACAGAGGCCCAGAGGUUUUCCCACCUCCCGAAACGUUCAGCUGUCAACAUCGAGUUCAUUGACCUGUCCUACUCUGUGCGCGAGGGCUCCUGGUGGAGGAAGAGAGGCUACAAGACCCUCCUCAAAUGCCUGUCAGGGAAGUUCUGCCAGCGAGAGCUCAUUGGGAUCAUGGGCCCAUCGGGUGCCGGCAAGUCCACGCUGAUGAACAUCCUGGCUGGCUACAGGGAGACGGGCAUGAAGGGUCAGAUCCUGGUGAAUGGGCGGCCGCGGGACCUGCGCACCUUUCGCAAGAUGUCCUGUUAUAUCAUGCAGGACGACAUGCUGCUGCCUCACCUCACCGUGCUGGAGGCCAUGAUGGUCUCUGCUAAUCUGAAGCUGAGUGAGAAGCAGGAGGUGAAGAAGGAGCUGGUCAAUGAGAUCCUGACAGCCCUGGGGCUGCUGGAGUGCUCCUACACCCGCACCAUCUCGCUGUCGGGAGGCCAGAGAAAGCGUCUUGCCAUUGCUUUGGAGCUGGUGAACAAUCCUCCUGUUAUGUUUUUUGAUGAGCCCACCAGUGGUCUGGACAGUGCCUCCUGCUUCCAGGUUGUCUCCUUGAUGCGCUCCCUGGCUCAGGGUGGCCGCACCAUUAUCUGCACCAUCCACCAGCCCAGCGCCAAGCUCUUCGAGAUGUUUGACAAGCUCUACAUCCUUAGCCAGGGCCAGUGCAUCUUUAAAGGCGUCGUGACCAACCUCAUCCCUUACCUGAAGGGCCUUGGGCUCCAUUGCCCCACAUACCACAACCCUGCUGACUUCAUUAUCGAGGUGGCCUCAGGAGAAUAUGGGGACCUCAACCCCGUCCUGUUCCGCGCUGUGCAGAACGGCAUGUGCACCAUGGCAGAGAAGAAGAGCAGCCCUGACAAGGCGGACUCGUCGUGCCCAGCACACUGUGUGACAGACGUGGACCACAUUGAGAGCCACACGUUCGCCACCAAUACCUCCACCCAGUUCUGCAUCCUCUUCAAGAGAACCUUUAUCUGCAUCCUAAGGGACACGGUGCUGACCCACCUGCGCUUCAUGUCCCACAUCUGUAUUGGGGUGCUGAUUGGGCUGCUCUACCUGCACAUCGGCAACGACGCCGGCAAAGUCUUCAACAACACUGGCUUCCUCUUCUUCUCCAUGCUCUUCCUCAUGUUCGCUGCUCUGAUGCCCACCAUCCUCACCUUCCCCCAGGAGAUGUCUGUAUUCUUGCGAGAGCAUCUGAACUACUGGUACAGCCUGAAAGCCUAUUACCUGGCCAAGACCAUGGCAGAUGUGCCCUUCCAGGUGAUCUGCCCCAUUGCCUACUGCAGCAUCGUGUACUGGAUGACAGGCCAACCUCCCGAGGCCACGCGAUUCCUCCUCUUCUCUGCCCUGGCCACUGCCACUGCUCUGGUAGCCCAAUCCCUUGGGCUUCUCAUUGGAGCUGCUUCUACCUCCCUGCAGGUGGCCACCUUUGUGGGACCCGUCACUGCCAUCCCUGUCCUGCUCUUCUCGGGCUUCUUUGUCAGCUUCAAGACCAUCCCCACCUACCUGCAAUGGAGCUCCUAUGUCUCCUACGUCAGGUAUGGUUUUGAAGGCGUCAUCCUCACCAUCUACGCCAUGGAGCGCGAGGACCUGGAGUGCCUCGAGGAAUUCUGCCCUUUCCAAAAACCCAUCAAGAUCCUGCAGGAGCUGGACGUGGAGGAGGCCAAGCUCUACCUGGACUUCCUCAUCCUGGGCAUCUUCUUCAUCAUCCUGCGGCUCCUGGCGUACCUGGUGCUCAGGUACAAAGUCAAGUCGGAGAGAUAAAGGGGCCCGCGGGACCCCAGAGCUGCCCCCAGGCCUGAGCUGCUGCAUGGCAGCCAUGGACCAUGUCGGUAGGUGCCAGCCAGGCCUGGCUCAGUCGAGAAGGGUUUUGAGACAUCUCGGAACUGUUUUAACCUUUCCACUCACUCUUCAUGGCAAACGUUUUGUACAGCCCCAUUGCGUGUCCCCCCCAGUUCUGCCUCAGCCCAUGGAGCUGCAUCCCUCCGCUCACCAUGACUGCCUAUGGGUACAACAGGGACCGUCCCAUAGAGGCAGAGUGGGGCUGUGGGGAGCUCCAGGCAGGAGAAGGAGAAUCAGGUGCUGGGGGUCUGAGCCACGUGGGGACACACACAGAGCCGUCGCAUAGAGAAGAGCCCAAAGCCACCAUAGACCAAGUUGCACAAGGCUUCUGUGUUUCCUGAUGCUGCUGCAGCCACAGAUUGCUGCCUCCCCUUUUCCUUCCUGCUUCAAUCCUCCCUUGACUUUUCCUUUUUAUUUCUUUUUCCUCCUUUUCAAUUAUGUUUAAAACCCCACUUGCAUGGAGAGAAAUGGGAGCAGGGGGCAGAGGACUCGGGGCUCUCCUAUGCUGCUGCUCAGUGCCAUCCUCAGAGAUGGUCUCUGCUACCUGGGGAUGCAGCAGUGUCUAUAGGAGUGGGGCAGUGUCACGUUCAAUCUUUGGGAUCUGAACCAAGAGGAUAAAAGUGAUCAACACAAAAAGAAGCCACCGUCCCAUCAAACCCCAUAUGGAACACUGUGCCAUCACCGGAGCUCUGCUGGGCCCCUUGUUCCCUUUCCCCAGCACAACCAUGCAGGAUGAUCCCCAUCCCACCCUCCCUCAGCAUCAGCUGGGAGGGGAUGAAGACUAUGGGCACCCACCCAUUGCAGCAGGACUGGUGGGUAAGAGCAUGGACAAGUGGGUCCCAGUGGUGCCGGAGCUGGAAGGCAGGUGAGAUCUGACAGCAGUUGGUUUGCAUUGAGCCGCCCUGAUGCUGGGACUGGUACCAGGAGAAAAGCUCCUUUUGGUGGUUCCUCCAAAGCUCUGCAAUCUUCAGGGGGGAUUUUAGCACCUUGUUGGCUUUCAGAAGGAGUGGAACUGGUGGGGACAGCACGCUGGCACUGCUGUCAUGGGGCUGCAUGAUGCCAGCUGAGCCCACUGCUUGCUGGUGAGCAUGGACAUGGCAGAGGAUUGGACUGCAGAGAAACUGCAGCAAUAUCCCCUGAACUCUUCUCCUGGUUUGUUGGGACUGCUUUGCACUGCAGGGUCUGGAUGGAGGGCAGAGAUGGAGGUGCUGCUGCAGCAGGGCUGGGUUUCCCCUGCAUGGAUAUGAGGAGCUCAUGCAUAAAGGCUCUGGAAGCAGGACGUGCUCUGAUGCUCUUCCAGUGCUGAGCAUUGGGGUUUCCCCAGGGGAGAUCUCAGCUGACUCAUUGCUGUGCCCCAUAAAAACUCCCCCAUGCUCCCUUCACUAUCCCUGCGCUGUGCUGUGCAGGGGAUGGGAGGGCUGCAGUCCCCACAUCUGCUGUGCCACCAGGCAAUGGCAGAGCUGCUGGCUGUCCCCUACCAUCAUCUCUUGUCUCUGGGGCUGUUGGGCUACUUCAGUGCCCCACUUCUGCCCUGCUCUCGGAUUGCAUUGUGAGGUCAUAGGAGAUCCGUGUUGAUUUUUGCCCUGUUUAGGAUGUGUGGGGUGAGGAUGCACUUUAUUGGAGCAGGGGAGUGGGGCUCUGGGUGCUUCUGGCUGCAGGCAUCCCUCCAGGGAACGCGUCUGGAUAAUCACGAGGAGUGUGAUGGAGGAGAGCAGGCUUCUCCCCCUCCACCUCCUCUCCCUUCCCACCCCCUCCCUUCCCCUGCGAUGCACUUUGAGUGCAUUAGGAUGAGAUCUGGGCUGUAUCUGCAGCUCUCUGAGGACGCCAGCUGAACUUCAGCCCAUCUUGAACUGCUUCAGGCCCAAAAGCUCAGCCUCCCCCUUGUGUGCUAUGAGCAGCCCCCAGCACGCUGCCAGGCACACAGGGACUCGGCCUCUCCCCUCCACGCAUGUCCAGGUCACCUUUGUCACAUUCACAUGAGGAGCAAACACAUCCUCACCCACUGGGGUUUGCUGGAGGGCACAGCAGGGCAGCACAGGGGGCAAAGAGCUGCCUGCGGGGCCUCACCCACCCCAAACAGGCAAUAAAGCAGUGUUUCAUUCUCUCUG